Messenger RNA from Musca domestica (house fly), 1339 nucleotides. Its product is annotated as dnaJ homolog subfamily C member 28. The transcript has 2 exons. The record is from RefSeq and is a predicted model, not a curated record. NCBI's taxonomy places the organism in Eukaryota, Metazoa, Arthropoda, Insecta, Diptera, Muscidae. The coding region runs from base 114 to 1172 and encodes 352 amino acids.
UUUUAGAACCCUUCGGCAGUCGUGUUUUGUUUUUGUUGUUCUUGAAUUAAAUAAUAAUACAAUUUUUCAAAAAUUUAAUUAAUAUUAUAAAAGCAAUUACAAAAACGUUUCCAAUGUUUGCAAAGCUAGCACUAUUCCCUAGAAUGGGCCAACAACUGAGGCAUAUGCAUAUCAAAAGAGCAGAGCUCUACAGGAAAUGUUGCUUCAUCCUGGGCGUCGAAGAGACAGCAGACCAGAAUACAGUCCGCAGAGCCUACAUAGAAUUGGUAAAAAAAGUCCAUCCCGAUUCGGGUCUACCCGAAGCUUCCGCUGAACGUUUCCAAGAAGUCGAUGAAGCCUUUAAGGUGCUGCAGGAAAAGUUUGCCAAAAAUCGUCGUGGCAUAUAUGAAGAUGAGGAGGAAGAGGUGCCUGAUAUUCGCCACACUGCUCCCCAACAUCGCCAAUACUUAACCUUUGAUGGUCUCGGUGUUGGUAAUCCUUUUCAACGCCAGAAACAAUAUCAACAAAUUAAGGCCAUGAAGGCACAGGAACGUGUACUCAAACAUCGCAUCGACAAGUCGCAGGCCGAUGAAAAGACGGUCAUGAAAAAGGGUACAUUCUUCAAGAAACAUGCCAUCAAGACUAAAUAUGGCUUCGAUCGUUUGGUUGAGGAUUACAUUCAAGAGGCUAUGUCACGUGGUGAUUUCAAUAAUUUAAGUUGUGCCGGUAAACCGUUGACCCAGGCUCAAACCCAAAAUCCCUAUUUGGAUUUUACAACACAUAAACUGAAUAAAAUUCUCAUCGAUAAUGGUUUCACUCCCGAAUGGAUUAUGUUACAGCGGGAUAUACGUGAGGCUUUGGAUGACAUGAAAAGCAAAAUCAAAAAGGAACGAAUCUAUUAUGGAGAAUAUCCGCUAAAUGAAAUGGAGGAAAAUCAAUGGCAGGAGUUUUUGAAAAACUUUGCCUACGAUGUGAAACAAAUUAACAAGAAUAUUGAUAAAUACAAUUUAAUUGUACCGAUAUUUGAUCAUCAAUUCUUUCGUGUAAAUUUACAGAGAAUUGGUGAAGCAAUACUCAAGGACCCCUCUGUGCCAUGUAAUCAAAAAAGACCUCAAGCCCGCCCAGAAUCAGCCAGUAAUACCAGUAACCAUGGCAAAUCGGAUUUUUUCUCAUUUAUUGGUUCAUGGUUUUGAAACGAGUCCAAAUACACCUGAAGGAAUUACAAAUGUGAUAGUUGUACCUACAUUUGAAUGUAGUUUGUGAUAUUUUACUUUUCUUUCUUAAUUCGAAAAUAUAAACAAUUGUUCUUUAUUAUUAUUAUAAUUGUUGUAAAAAUAACAUCUUAAUUUAUAUUAACACA